Molecule: messenger RNA, 3461 nt
Organism: Ylistrum balloti
Lineage: Eukaryota; Metazoa; Mollusca; Bivalvia; Pectinida; Pectinidae
Exons: 21
Coding region: 1-2886 (961 amino acids)
Molecular function (GO): protein binding
Source: RefSeq, a predicted model, not a curated record
AUGACAUCCUCGGACGCAGUGGUCAAAGGCGUCGCCAGAAAAUUAAAAUACUACUUUGACAUAAAACGAUUGGAAGAUGGCUUUGACUUAUCGGGAGUAAACAGUCCACAGUUGGACCACCCACCUCUGAAAUCGCGAGCAACACUUCAGUAUGAUGGCCUUCAUGACCGAGCCCUCAAGCACUAUUUCAGCCUGCCUGAAGUGCGCUGUAAGCUAACCAACAUGGGACCGGGUGACGGACUACACAGAGAAGAGAAAGUUAGACGGAAGUUGAAGCGAAGGAUGAACAGAUAUGAUUAUAAACCGAAAACCCAUCCAGCAUUUGCUUAUGCUCAGACUGGCCGGGAUACCUUCGAUGUUGUCUAUCCUUUAAAGGGAAAUAAAAAAGCUUUAAAGGGAGGAUGGCCUCAACUUAGAAGUGUUCCUUCACAAAAUAUCACCCGUGGCGAGGCUCAGCGUCUUGUUAACAUCGCAACCAAACUUUUAGUAGCCACAGAAACUGUGGACAUCAUACAGCCGCGUCCUCCUAGUCCAAAGAGAGGCCAGUCUGCUCCUAAACCUUUUGAGGCCAAAGAAAAGAAAAGACCAUCAACAGCAAAAUAUACCUGGGAUAUUCAUGGCAGACGACACAUGAACGAGAAGGAAAAACCAACAGCAUAUGAUGAUAGCUAUUCACCAAAACACUCCAGACACAACGCCUCUGAAGACAAUAAAGGAGAACAAAGACGUGUUGUCAUUAAAAAGGUAAUGAGGCCCUCCACUGCCACAACUACAACAACAUCAGAUCACCCUGAAAAAUCAGAACGAUCAGCAAGGUCAGACAGAUCAUCAAGGUCACAGAAAUCAGACCAAUCCAAAAAGUCUGACCGAUCCCCUAAAUCGGACAGGUCAGAGAUAACUAGCAGGUCACAUAGGUCAGAGUCACUGGACAGUGAGGCAGCAUCAACCACUGACCGAAGCUCCAGUGAUAUUGGAACAAAGACGUCUAGUGGUGUUAGUGUGAGGGAUAGACCUGCCACUCACAAGUCUACAGUGAUACACGUUCGGGACACAGAUAUUAGGGAGGAUGUCAAGGUCAGCCAUUCUACACAAGCUGGGGACAGUGUCAGCAUACAGACCGAGACCCGUAUGAUAGAGAACUACAAUCCACUGGAUGAAGAGAUUAAGCAAGGUGACUGGGCAGAAUAUCAGAUUUAUGUUAGAACUGGAAACAGGACUGGAGCUAGUGCCAGUUCCAAUAUUGAGGUCAAACUUACAAUGUAUGGAAAUAAGGGCCGCACAAAGGAAUUUGUUCUCCAAGACUCCAAACGACACCUGGUCAUGUUCCAGAGGGGCAAGGAGGAUCUCUUUGUGUUAGCCUGUCAUCAUGUGGGAAAACUUCGUCAAAUCAAAAUCGGACAUGACAGAACUUCUCUGCGUGAUGCCUGGUACUUAGAAGGAGUCACAGUAUAUGACAUGUAUGAUAAGAGGAUCUACGAAUUUAAUUGUGAACGUUGGCUGUCUGCCCAUGACGGAGAUCGUAAGACUUAUCGUGUGCUGGAAAUGGACAGGGACCGUGCUUUUAUAGAAGCAUUACAUGGAGAUGAUGAUAGUAGCACACGAUCAAUGUCUGAUUCUGAAACAGAAUUGACUACACCUCGAGGUAGCGCACGUUAUGAUGACUCUAAAUCCUCAAGGAGCUCUGUACGCGUACGAGGGGGCAAGGACAUUAAGUACCGCAAAAAGGACUUUGAGCGUGGUUCUGACUCAGAGAGUAGUUAUACGUCUGACAGUUCGAGUGAGGGGUCCACUGACCGAACCCCAAAAAUUAGACCUUUAUCACCUCUUAAAAAACCAGAUGAAGAUGAAUUUUUUGAUACACGUGGUUCAGGACCUACGUUCCUUUUCCAAGAUGGCAAAGGAGCGCCUCCAAAGGAAUCUGACUCUGUGCGUGCUAACAUUUCCGUAGAUUCCACUACCUCAGAGGAUACCAGCAGCAGAGUGCGUGAAGACUUCCUGGAGGGUUAUAAGGUAGGACUGAAGGCUGCUGAGGAAGAUUCUAAGACGAGAACUGAUGAGGAGGUUUUGAAAAGGAAGCGAGUACUAGCAGGGCCCACCAUUCAUGAGGCAGCACAGGCAGGAAAUCUAGCUCGAGUACAAGAAUUACUACAACACUACCCAGAAAUGAAGGAAUCGAAGGAUGAGAGUGGACGCACACCCUUACACCUUGCAUCCACAGAUGGUCAUAUAGAUGUAGUCAAGUGGCUGGCGAUAGGUGAAUCCAGCCUAAACCUUGAGACUCCUACAGGUUACACAGCCAUGCACUUGGCAGCCAUGAAUGGACAUGUCAACUGUAUGAUGAUCCUGUUUGCCCUGGGAGCCACCAUUUCACUAAAGACAAGUGAUAAGAAGACACCUUUGUACCUGGCUGCCAUGAAGGGACAUCUUGAGUGUGUUAAGUGGCUUAUUGCCAAUCGUGCACGCUUCGACAUAGUGGAUGACAUGGAUAGGACGCCACGUAUGGUCGCAGAGGACUUUGGACACCGAGAUGUUUCAGAAUUUCUGAAGGCUUGUGAGAAUGAAAUGAAUGAUCCCAACAGUGGAUUUGCACAGAUGAGGUCUACAAGCAAGCUUGGUCCUGGAGGUCUGCAGACUAUAGAAGAGGACUCCAAUUCCUCCGUUAGUCAGGAAGACAGAACGUGGCAGGACGAUAAAGAUAACUACUCGGAUAAAGCAGGCAUCGGCAGUGAUGGUGGGUCUCAACGAGCAAGAUCAGCACGCAAUAUUGACAGAGAAAAGGAGACAAAGAAAAAAAUCUACGAAGAGCAGCAUCAAAAAAUGGAAGAAACCGGAGACUCGUUUUUAGAUAGCAUUCGUCACGAAUUUGAUACUCGACCCGAGCCAUGAUUUACUGUUGUAUACGCUACCUUUAUUGGGAUGUCAUGAACGUAGAUGUUGCUAUCUGGACAAUUCGAGAGAUAAAUGCUGGUGCUGAUUUGUUAUACCUUGAACUUUGACCUUGAUGUGAUCUACAAUGAUCUUGACUCACCAGCUUUAACACAUGUGAAUCCUCUUAUUUUCAGUAGUUUAAUGAUAAGCCAGCAUAUUUUUUUCUACUUCAACUGAAGGCCGUAUUAGUAGAUGUUGAGCUGAUGUUUAAGUGUAGAAACUCAUCACUGAAUACGCUUGGAGAGUUCCCUGUAGUUUGAACUGUCUGGACAAUACCAUGUCUAGCAGAAAUGACAAUAACCUAGGUAACUGUGAAUAUGGUUAGGUAGUGUGUUUUUAACAGUGAGAUAAUUUGUCCUCACUGUUCUUAGGUUUGGGAGACUUUACUUUGUAUGGCUGUAUCACUUUUUCUACCCUCUGUAAAGGAUUAUGUUUUAUCAGACUGUGAUAUUCCCUCAGCUUUACCAGAAUGUUACUAUAGUAUUAAUACAACUAAGCUAUGAUUCUGUUGAAUUAGAAUGUUUUGUUAUAUC